Gekko japonicus is the source of this 666-nucleotide messenger RNA. RefSeq names its product claudin-15-like. Bases 1 to 666 code for a protein of 221 amino acids. Gene Ontology annotation, biological process: bicellular tight junction assembly; cell adhesion. The record is from RefSeq and is a predicted model, not a curated record. Gene Ontology annotation, molecular function: structural molecule activity. The transcript has 5 exons. NCBI's taxonomy places the organism in Eukaryota, Metazoa, Chordata, Lepidosauria, Squamata, Gekkonidae. Gene Ontology annotation, cellular component: bicellular tight junction; plasma membrane.
AUGGCAUCCUCAUCUUUUCAGAUCUCUGCAUUACUUCUGGCUGCUCUGGGUAUCAUAAUUUUACUUAUUGCCACUGCGUCCAAUAGCUGGAAAACUUCCAGUUCAACAAACACAGUUAAUACUGCAGGUCAGAUUUAUGAAGGUCUCUGGAUGAACUGUGCAACUUCAGUUCAGUGUAAGAGCUUCUAUUUCUUCCUAAGUUUAGACACUUAUAUUCAAGCAUGCCGAGCCCUGAUGGUCACUUCCCUUGUCUUGGGUCUGCUUGGUACUCUGGUGACAGUGUUUGGUUUAGAGUGCACUCAACUCGGGAGCACUACUAAAUACACAAAAGCAAAGAUUGCCACGAUAGGAGGAAUAGUGUUCAUUUUGUCAGGUCUUUCAUCGAUGGUGGCUAUUUCUUGGUAUGCAUCGAGAAUCACGGCUCAGUUUUUUGAUUCAUUAUAUGCUGGAACUAAAUAUGAACUAGGAGUCGCAUUGUACAUAGGCUGGGCUGGCUCCCUGCUCUCUAUGCUAGGUGGGAUGCUCCUGACAUUCUCAUGCAAAGGAAGCAAAAGACAGAAACAGAGAAACUACCAUUAUGAUCCUGCUGCUACCCAGAGAGCUACUGAACCAUGUAUUUACAACAAAAUGUCGGAGACAGUCACAUCUGCCAAAGAUUAUGUUUAG